AUGCUGCUGGUUGUGACUAUUGCUGGUGGAGCCGGUGCACGCAAGCAUCUCCUUGCAAAGCAGCUGAGUGACUUGCUACAGUCUCGCUACUCUACCAUUAGCACGGCCAUUCUCUCGCUUGAAGACUUUAAAAAGCAUGAUGUCGAAGAAGUAGAAGAGCCUUCAGGCCUUUCUCUAGCUGCUGUCAUUGAGAAGAUUGACGCCUAUGCAGCUCAAUCUGUCAGCUCUGCAAGCCUUGACCUUCAGGUGCUGUUUGUGGAGGGCGUCUAUGCCAUGCUGCCAGAGCUGCGAGAGAAGAGCGAUUUACGCAUCUUUAUCGAUACUGAUGCAGAUACAAGACUGUCCAACACUGUUCUCGAUAAGAGCGAUGCAGGUAUACCGCUAGAUCAAAUCCUGACGAGCUGGAUCAAUAAGGUCAAGCCAAGCUUUGACAAGUACGUCAAUGAGACUAAAAAUCAUGCAGAUGUCAUUCUGCCGCGCGGUAUCUGUAAUGAAGGUGGAGUAGCGACGAUCGCUACAUACUUGCUGGAUGCAGUAGCGAGCAGACUCGAUGGCACCUCGGACCUCUCGGCGUCCCAAAUGUUGGUGUCGCGUGCUGGCAUGAGAAGUCUGCGCGACUCGGACAAUAUCUACUACGAUUCAUCCUAA
Protomyces lactucae-debilis is the source of this 648-nucleotide messenger RNA. RefSeq lists its product as uncharacterized. The coding region runs from base 1 to 648 and encodes 215 amino acids. Gene Ontology annotation, molecular function: kinase activity; ATP binding. The record is from RefSeq and is a predicted model, not a curated record. NCBI's taxonomy places the organism in Eukaryota, Fungi, Ascomycota, Taphrinomycetes, Taphrinales, Protomycetaceae. The transcript has a single exon. Gene Ontology annotation, cellular component: cytoplasm.